AGGAAUAUAAAGAGAGUAUAUGGGAACAUGUUUCUUUUAAGCAUUUGCUGCUGUUGCCCAAAUGACUUAGGAAAGCUACUGUUUGGCAUAUGCACUUUUUCCCUUCCCCACCCGUAAACUUCCAUCUCCUCCCCUUUGACCUCAUUGGGCGUCUGGCGAAAUUCUGAUUUCUCAACAUCUCGGCUCCGGCAGCUGUGUCCCAGUCAGGAUUAGCAGAUGUGCAAGACAAGCUCUACACACUAUUCUACCCCAGGUGCUGCAGGCUGCCUGCCUGGAAGCUUCUGAGAAUUCCUGGAACUGAAAGCUCUUCUUGCAAUGGAAGCAUCAAUAACAGUCUUAUUAUUUGCUUUCACCAAAGUAGCUUCAUCUCUGUAUUAUGAAGGUUCAGGACACAGUGAUGGUGAGAUCCAAACCAAUGAGGUUUAUGUUGAAUCCCGCCCUUUGGGACCUUACAGAGCUCCUCGUUGGUGCUACGAUCUACAUAUCAGUGAUGGGGAAGCAACUUGCUAUUCGCCACUUGGCCCAAGGUAUCGUAGCACUCUAGGAACCCGAUGCCGUCUCUCGUGUGACCAAGGUUUCAAGCUCAUUGGACAAAGCUCAGUGCAAUGUUUAUCAAGCCGGCGCUGGUCUGGGAAUGGCCAUUGUAGGCGAAUCCAGUGUCAUGUUCUGCCCCCUAUAUUUUAUGGAUCAUAUCACUGCUCAGUAGGUGUUUCUGAGGGCUCUCGUUGUGAUUAUUCCUGUGCCCCCGGCUAUAUGGUGGAAGGAGACCGGAGUCGGAUCUGCAUGGAAGAUGGACAGUGGAGCGGAGGAGAACCUGUCUGUGUAGAUCUGGACCCACCCAAAAUUCAGUGCCCUGUGUCCCGCAUGAAAGUAGCAGAGCCAGAGAAAUUGACAGCAAGAAUAUUCUGGGGGAACCCACAAGUGAAAGAUUCAGCUGAUGGUGUUAUCACACGAGUAUUUCUCCGAGGCCCAGAACCUGGAUCUGAGCUUCCAGAGGGAGAGCAUGUCAUUCGUUACACAGCUUAUGACAGGGCCCACAACAGGGCAAGCUGUAAAUUUAUAGUGAAAGUACAAGUGAGGCGAUGCCCAGAUCUUACGGCACCUCUUCAUGGUUACCUCACCUGUAGCGCUGCAGGCAAUAACUAUGGAGCAACCUGUGAGUAUCACUGCGAGGGAGGGUAUGAACGCCAAGGCCCUGCUGCCAGAGUCUGCCAGUUCAGCCAGAACUGGGCUGGGACGCCAUCUACCUGCACACCCAUGCUGAUAAACGUUAAUGUGAAUUCUGCCGGGGCAUUCAUUGAUCAAUUCUUUGAGAAGCAACGUCUUUUAUUUAUCUCCAGCCCUAGUUCUUCUGACCGCUACUAUAGAAUGCAAACUACAGCUCUGCAGAGUUCAGGCUGUGGUUUGGAACAGCGCCAUGUAUUAAUUGUUGAGUUAAUUGGAGAAUCUCCCAGAGAAGUAGGACGAGUGCGCAAUCAGCAGCUGUCCAAGGAACUAAUAGAAGAACUGAGACAGGUUCUCCGCAUUUCCCGUUCAUACUUUAACAUGGUUCUCAUUGACAAGCACGGGGUUGAUAGAGACCGCUAUAGGCAGCCCACAGCAUCUGAAGAUAUCUUCCUUUUCAUUGAUACAUAUUUAUUGAGCCCUCGAGAGCUCUCCCAGGUGGAAUCAAAUAAAGAAAACUGCGAUUGAUGAAGAGAAA
Xenopus laevis (African clawed frog) is the source of this 1702-nucleotide messenger RNA. It is a transcript of the gene srpx2.L, whose product is annotated as sushi-repeat containing protein X-linked 2 L homeolog. The transcript is spliced from 11 exons. Gene Ontology annotation, molecular function: signaling receptor binding. Gene Ontology annotation, cellular component: synapse; cell surface; extracellular region. The coding region runs from base 316 to 1692 and encodes 458 amino acids. The record is from RefSeq and is a predicted model, not a curated record. NCBI's taxonomy places the organism in Eukaryota, Metazoa, Chordata, Amphibia, Anura, Pipidae. Gene Ontology annotation, biological process: positive regulation of cell migration involved in sprouting angiogenesis; positive regulation of synapse assembly; cell-cell adhesion.